Messenger RNA from Salvia splendens (bonfire salvia), 390 nucleotides. RefSeq names its product transcription factor bHLH51. The coding region runs from base 1 to 390 and encodes 129 amino acids. The transcript is spliced from 3 exons. Gene Ontology annotation, biological process: regulation of DNA-templated transcription. The record is from RefSeq and is a predicted model, not a curated record. Lineage: Eukaryota; Viridiplantae; Streptophyta; Magnoliopsida; Lamiales; Lamiaceae. Gene Ontology annotation, molecular function: DNA-binding transcription factor activity; protein dimerization activity.
AUGUCUACAACUAAAAAAUGCCGCAGAGACAGAAUCAACGCUCAACUCUCAGCAAACUCAUCCCUAAAUCGCUCAACUCUCCGCAAACUCAUCCCUAAAUCUGAAAAGAUGGACAAGGCGGCGCCAUUGGGGCACGUGGUGGAUCACGUGAAGGAGCAGCGGCAGAGGGCGAAGGAGGCGAGCAAAAUCAGCAGCGGCAUGCCGAGCGAGAUCGACGAGGUAAUCGUCGAUCAGAUUGAAGACGGAUCGGAGCAGAUCAAGUCAUCGAUCUGUUGCGACGAUCGGCCGGAGCUCUUCGCGGAGAUCGGGAGCGCUCUGAAAGCGCUGGAAGCCACCAUUGUUGAAGCCAACAUCUCGAAGCACACACACCAGCACCCUCACAAUCCCUAA